AUGGUUCCGAGGCAGAGGCUGGGGUGCGUUCAAGAUUCAGCUCCAUCCCUGGCCCCGGCCGAGGGAGGCCCUGCGGCUGGAGGUGUCGUGGUCAUUAAUACUGCUUUACAAGAGGUGCGGAAGACCGCCCUCAUCCAGGAUGGCCUAGCACCGGGAAUUCACAAAAGCUGCCAGAGCCUUCGACAAGGCCAAGCCCACCUUUGUGUGCUUGCAUCCAACUGUGACGAGCCUGUGUAUGUCAAGUUGGUGGAGGCCCUUUGUGCUGAACACCAAAUCAACCUAAUUAAGGUUGAUGACAACAAGAAACGAGGGGAGAGAGGAGGCCUCUGUGGAACGGACACAGGGGGAGAGCCCCCCCACCCCCCGCCAGGCCAAGGGCUUGCUUGCAGCUGUGUUAUAGUGAAGGACGACAGCAAAGAGUCUCAGGCCAGGGAUGUCAUUGAGGUGUACUUCAAAUGCAAGAAACGAACAAAUUAA
Messenger RNA from Neomonachus schauinslandi (Hawaiian monk seal), 477 nucleotides. Its product is annotated as 40S ribosomal protein S12-like. Bases 1 to 477 code for a protein of 158 amino acids. Gene Ontology annotation, molecular function: structural constituent of ribosome. The transcript is spliced from 2 exons. NCBI's taxonomy places the organism in Eukaryota, Metazoa, Chordata, Mammalia, Carnivora, Phocidae. Gene Ontology annotation, cellular component: cytosolic small ribosomal subunit; ribosome. Gene Ontology annotation, biological process: translation. The record is from RefSeq and is a predicted model, not a curated record.